AUGGCCAAGCACAACGGUGACACAGGAGUGGACAGCAGAAGCUCAUCGUCCAACACUCCUCUCAAGCGGGAGCUGAAGGAACAGCUCCAGGGGCUGCAGGAGAGCGAGCGCGGCCACACCGAAGCCUUGCACCUCCUCAAACGGCAGCUGGCCGAGACCAAGUCCUCAGCCAAGAGCCUGCGGGUGACCAUCGGGGAGGCUUUCGAGCGGCUGGCACAGCUGGCGCGGGGGGGCAGGCAGAAAGCGAUGCUGGAGGAGCUGGAGGCGGACACGGCACGGACGCUGACCGACAUCGAGCAGAAAAUCCAACGCUACAGCCAGCAGCUCCGCAAGGUGCAGGAGGGCAGCCAGAUCCUCCAGGAGCGCUUGGCCGAAGCCGACAAACACGUCUUUUUAGCCGGUGUCGCGUCCCUUUCCGAGAGGCUGAAGGGGAAGAUCCAUGAGACCAACUUGACCUACGAGGACUUUCCCACCUCCAAAUACAUGGGACCACUGCAGUACACCAUCUGGAAAUCCCUUUUCCAGGAUAUCCAUCCCGUGCCAGCAGCCCUGACGCUGGACCCCGGCACGGCUCACCACCGCCUGAUCCUCUCCGACGACUGCACCAUCGUGGCGUACGGCAACCUGCACCCCCAACCGCUGCAGGACUCCCCCAAACGCUUCGACGUGGAGGUCUCGGUCCUGGGUUCGGAGGCGUUCGGCGGUGGGGUCCACUACUGGGAGGUGGUGGUCUCCGAGAAGACCCAGUGGAUGAUCGGUUUGGCCCACGAAGCCGUCACCCGCAAGGGCAGCAUCCAAAUUCAACCCAGCCGAGGUUUUUAUUGCAUCGUCAUGCACGACGGGAACCAGUACAGCGCCUGCACCGAACCCUGGACCCGGCUCAAUGUCAAGAGCAAGUUGGAGAAGGUGGGGGUCUUCCUGGACUACGACAAGGGGCUUCUCAUCUUCUACAACGCCGACGACAUGUCCUGGCUCUACACCUUUCGGGAGAGGUUUCCCGGCAAGCUCUGCUCUUAUUUCAGCCCCGGGCAGAGUCACGCCAACGGGAAGAACGUCCAACCCCUCCGCAUCAACACCGUUCGCAUCUAA
Messenger RNA from Charadrius vociferus (killdeer), 1089 nucleotides. RefSeq names its product E3 ubiquitin-protein ligase TRIM62-like. Gene Ontology annotation, biological process: positive regulation of canonical NF-kappaB signal transduction; innate immune response. Lineage: Eukaryota; Metazoa; Chordata; Aves; Charadriiformes; Charadriidae. The record is from RefSeq and is a predicted model, not a curated record. Gene Ontology annotation, molecular function: protein binding.